Molecule: messenger RNA, 3035 nt
Organism: Medicago truncatula (barrel medic)
Lineage: Eukaryota; Viridiplantae; Streptophyta; Magnoliopsida; Fabales; Fabaceae
Product: G-type lectin S-receptor-like serine/threonine-protein kinase At1g11330
Exons: 7
Coding region: 249-2723 (824 amino acids)
Biological process (GO): protein phosphorylation; recognition of pollen
Cellular component (GO): plasma membrane
Molecular function (GO): protein serine/threonine kinase activity; ATP binding
Source: RefSeq, a predicted model, not a curated record
GUAACCUUGUUUACUAAUGUUAUGUCAUUGUAAUCUUACCAAAACCCUAUAUUGUUUACAAUUCCCAUGCUUAACUUGUAGCUAAAGUUGACUAAUUGCAAACUGUGCAUCUCGACGACCUCCCAACUCAACAACAAUACCAUCUUCCACAUGAAUUUGAUUAUUAAAUGGAACAAAAAAACACCCCAUUAAACCAAACUAAAUUCUAGUAUUCCUCAAAAAAACACCUAACAAUUUGUUAUCCAUUUAUGGCUUUUCUAAUUCACAACACAAACCACUUCUUCAUAAUUACGUUCAUCAUAUUUAGCACCUUUUAUUCAUGUUAUAGUUCUACCAACGACACCAUUACAUCAUCUAAAUCACUCAAAGACAACGAAACAAUAACCUCAAACAACACAAAUUUCAAGCUAGGAUUUUUCAGCCCAUUAAAUUCAACCAACCGUUACCUAGGAAUUUGGUACAUCAAUGAGACCAACAAUAUAUGGAUUGCAAACAGAGAUCAACCACUCAAGGAUUCAAAUGGAAUAGUCACAAUUCACAAAAAUGGAAAUCUUGUAAUAUUGAACAAAGAAAAUGGUAGCAUCAUUUGGUCAACAAGCAUUUCAAGUCCAAAUUCAAUAAAUUCCACAGCUCAACUUGUUGAUGUAGGAAACUUGAUUCUAAGUGACAUCAAUUCUAGAUCAACAAUUUGGGAUAGUUUCACUCACCCUGCGGAUGCCGCUGUUCCAACGAUGAGAAUUGCAUCUAAUAAAGCAACGGGGAAGAAUAUAUCUUUUGUAUCAAGAAAAAGUGAAAAUGAUCCUUCUUCAGGACAUUAUAUAGGAAGUCUUGAAAGAUUGGAUGCACCAGAAGUUUUUAUUUGGUAUGAUAAGAGAAUUCAUUGGAGAACUGGUCCAUGGAAUGGAACGGUUUUUCUCGGAUCACCGAGAAUGUUAACCGAGUAUUUAGCCGGUUGGCGUUUUGAUCAAGACAAAGAUGGAACUACUUAUCUAACUUAUGAUUUCGCCGUCAAAGCUAUGUUUGGAAUUCUCUCAUUGACACCAAAUGGAACACUUAAGUUGGUUGAGUUUUUGAAUAAUAAGGAAUUUCUAUCACUUACGGUUAGUCAAAACGAGUGUGAUUUUUAUGGAAAAUGUGGGCCAUUUGGAAAUUGUGAUAUUUCUAGUGUACCAAAUAUUUGUAGUUGUUUUAAAGGGUUUGAGCCAAAGAAUUUGGUGGAGUGGAGUUCAAGGAAUUGGACUAAUGGUUGUGUGAGGAAAGAAGGAAUGAACUUGAAGUGUGAGAUGGUGAAGAAUGGAUCAAGCGUAGUUAAACAAGAUAAAUUUUUGGUGCAUCCCAAUACGAAACCUCCUGAUUUUGCUGAGAGAUCAGAUGUUAGUCGAGAUAAGUGUAGAACAGAUUGUUUGGCAAAUUGUUCUUGUUUGGCUUAUGCAUAUGAUCCUUUUAUACGUUGUAUGUAUUGGAGUAGUGAGUUAAUUGAUUUGCAGAAAUUUCCUACUAGCGGAGUUGAUCUCUUCAUUCGUGUUCCAGCAGAACUAGUUGAAAAGGAAAAAGGGAACAAGAGUUUUUUAAUCAUUGCAAUUGCCGGGGGUUUAGGAGCAUUUAUCUUGGUUAUAUGUGCUUAUCUUUUGUGGAGGAAAUGGUCUGCUAGGCAUACAGGAAGACAACCUCGAAACUUGAUUACCAAAGAACAAAAGGAAAUGAAAUUGGAUGAGCUACCACUAUAUGAUUUUGUAAAGCUCGAAAAUGCUACAAACAGUUUUCACAAUAGUAAUAUGCUUGGGAAGGGAGGUUUUGGCCCUGUAUACAAGGGAAUACUGGAAGAUGGCCAAGAAGUUGCUGUAAAAAGACUCUCAAAAUCAUCUGGACAAGGAAUAGAAGAAUUUAUGAAUGAAGUAGCAGUGAUUUCUAAACUUCAACAUCGCAAUCUUGUAAGACUUCUUGGUUGCUGUGUUGAAAGAGGAGAGCAAAUGUUGGUUUAUGAGUUCAUGCCAAAUAAGAGUCUGGAUGCCUUUCUCUUUGAUCCAUUGCAAAAGAAAAAUUUAGAUUGGAGAAAGCGGUUAAACAUAAUUGAAGGCAUAGCUCGAGGUAUACUUUAUCUUCAUAGAGACUCGAGGCUAAGGAUUAUACAUCGGGAUUUAAAAGCAAGCAACAUCUUACUUGAUGGGGAGAUGGUUCCAAAAAUAUCAGACUUUGGUUUAGCUAGAAUUGUUAAAGGAGGAGAAGAUGAUGAAACAAACACAAAUAGGGUUGUUGGAACUUAUGGUUAUAUGCCGCCUGAAUAUGCAAUGGAAGGACUUUUUUCUGAGAAAUCAGAUGUUUAUAGCUUUGGAGUUUUAUUGUUAGAGAUUGUUAGCGGCCGAAGAAACAGUAGCUUUUACCACAACGAAGAUUCUCUUAGCCUUGUUGGCUUUGCAUGGAAGCUAUGGUUAGAAGAAAACAUUAUAUCUCUAAUAGAUCGAGAGGUUUGGGAUGCAUCUUUUGAGAGCAGCAUGUUGAGGUGCAUACACAUAGGACUUCUCUGUGUGCAAGAACUUCCAAGAGACAGACCAAAUAUAUCAACAGUUGUUUUGAUGCUCAUAAGUGAGAUUACACAUCUUCCUCCUCCAGGAAAAGUUGCAUUUGUCCACAAGAAAAAUUCCAAGAGUGGAGAAUCUUCUCAAAAAAGUCAACAAUCUAACUCAAACAACAGUGUAACUCUGAGUGAAGUCCAAGGCAGGUAAUAAAAAGACUAGGUAAAAUCUAGAGUGGACUUGGAGAGGACGACUACAUGAGUUAGUUGAACGAGACGGAACUACAUUGUUACGUCGCAAAAAUUGUAUAUUUGUAAGGAUUUUAACGCUCAAAUAAGUGGUUUUAGACGAGUCCAGAGGUUUAACUAGAAUUGGGAAUGUACUUUUCCAAGGGUUAGAGACUUUUGAUUAGGUGUGUUGGUGAACAUAAUGUGGCUCAUUUUUGAUUAUAUUGAGAUUUCUUUGUGGAUUGAAAAUUUGCCUAGUCGAGAACACCAUUAAAUAAAAGAGAAGUUCUUAAAA